Messenger RNA from Owenia fusiformis, 2048 nucleotides. Lineage: Eukaryota; Metazoa; Annelida; Polychaeta; Sabellida; Oweniidae. The record is from the annotation of a GenBank genome assembly.
UAGUGAUUUCGCACUUUCAGACUUGACUGUCUAAAUUUCUUUCAAAAAUGGUGUCAUAUCUGUUAAUGAAUACUAUAUGGGGCAGUAUGCGAUAAGGUUUUUAUUUUCCAUAAUUUGCGUCUUUUGUCUGGCAGGGAAGAUCCAUUUAUGUUUUUUCUAUUGUGUGUUUUAGUGGACAUUUGUGACCUUAUUUUCCAGAAGGGGUCUGGUCAGGGGAUGUAUUCGAUGAAGGGACAACUAGCAUGCACAGUAUUUGGACGAAUAAUACUAAAACACAACGAUCCGAUGUUUGGACUAGAUUUGCAGAGAAAGUCAUAACAGAAGAUACCGGGGAAUGUAGGGACGAUGUCGCGGAAACAGAAAGUAAUGACGUUGCCACGGUUACAAGCAUGCCAAGAACUGCACCAACAAAACCAAUCAUACGAGACAUUGAAGUUGAAAUUAACAAUUUCUCUACCAAUUGCAGCACUGUAGAUGUUGAAAAUGCCUCAAAACCCAACAGUCAUCCAAACCUCUCUGCGGAGGACUACUUAGUGUUCCGAAUUUUCGAUUUGGGUUACAAAAUCAUCCUUCCUCUUUGCCUUAUCCUUGGUGUGUCCGGAAACAUUUUGAACAUCAUCAUUUUACGAAGGAGUCUUAGCUCAAGCAAAUCCUCCAUGAGUAUCAUUAUGAUUUGUCUUGCAGUAUCCGACAUUGUCAUUCUUAUUGUUUGCACUCCAAGGUACAUUAUAUAUUAUCUCUUUAAUGAUGAUUACAUAACUCAUGCUACUGUGUUGUGUAGAAUCUGGAAGUUUAUCAAUUACACCUUCUCCGAUUUGUCAUGUUGGCUUGUCAUGGUGAUCGCGUUUGAGCGAUCCAUUGCAGUUGGUUGGCCACAUAAGGUAAACAUUUGGUGCAGCAAACCUAAAACAUGCCUAGUAAUCGGUAGUGUGGUGAUAUUCCUUUCAUGCGUAAACAGUCAUUUUCUGAUGUGUUAUGAAGUUAUACCGAUAAUCUCAAAUCAUACUGAAAAGUCUUACAAGUGUAGUGUCCAAACUGGAAGUUGGGAGUAUUAUUCUUUCUUUGUUUUUCCUUGGGUUGACUUUGCAAUGUUUGGCGUUAUUCCCGGUUUGUUUGUUCUCUCCGGAAACGCGUUUGUGCUCAAGCAGGUGUAUUCUGCCGCAAAAAAACGAAAACAUCAUCUUAGUCAGAGUGUCCCUGAAGUAGCCCAGAAUGACGAAAAGGAAAAAUAUCUUGUCACGAGAAUGACAAUCGUAAUGUUUGCGAUAAGCUUUUUCCAAAUACUUAGUGUAAUACCUACCAUAGCUUGGCAGUUCGUAUAUGCAUCCCUAAAGGAUAAUGAUGAUCUUGAUAGUUACGUUACUAUUGAGGUACUUGGCAAUUAUGCGAUGAUUUCAUUUUACUUCAACACCAUGAUCAAUUUUGUUCUCUAUAUUAGUUGCUCUCAGCGGUUUGCGGAGGGUUUUAAAUCUCUCUUUUCUUGUUCUGGUUUCAGAUGUACAUCCUUAACACGGAAAUUGAAUUCUUUUUCACCAUCUGGGACUUCACGAGAUAUAAAUAUAAAUACAAUUUCCUAAGAGGUGUCUUUUAUUAUAUUGGUUGUGGUGUCAGCGAUGAACAUAUGAAAAAACUAUUGGUUUUUGAUCACAGUUUAUGAUCAAAGGAAUGAAAUAUGUAAUGCUAUACAGUGCGUAUAAAAAAACGCAACAGAUUGUUAUCUUGGAAAAGCACAAAACCAGUGAUAACAGCAUUGAUUUCAUCCAAUGCACCAUAAAGCCAGUUGUCUCCUCUUUAUAAUGAUAUAUCAUUCAUUGAUAUUUGGUCAUGGUUGGGUGAGUAAUCAUUCCAUUUGCAAAGUGGGCCAAAAUUAGCUUCGGGCCAAAUUAUAAACAUUGUAAAAGUCAGUGUACGGAGCCCGAUGCAAUAUUGGACGAAAACAUAAAACCAACGCUGACUCUAUCCUUUUAAUUCAAUGUACCAAGUAGCCAAAUUACUCCUCUUUGCAAUGGAAUAUCAUUCAUUCACUGUUCACAGGGAGUCAUCUCUGG